Messenger RNA from Linum trigynum, 2357 nucleotides. The record is from the annotation of a GenBank genome assembly. NCBI's taxonomy places the organism in Eukaryota, Viridiplantae, Streptophyta, Magnoliopsida, Malpighiales, Linaceae.
CAUAAUUCGAAGCUAGUUGCAGGACCAUAACAAUGUCGGGUGCAUUCUCAAGAGGAGCACACACCAUGAACUCCAUGUUCAAGCCAAUGGUGAGGAAAGGCUACCACAAGAAGAGCUCCUCCGCCGCCGGGGACACGGUGAGUGGCCGGGAGACGACCGCCGCGGCGAAGGUGGAGAGUGAUCAGAGCAAGCUGGGAUCUGAUGAUGGUGGUGGUGGGUAUUGCAGUUGGGUUCCGGACGAGAAGACUGGGAUUUACUACCCGAAAGGUCAGGAGAAGGUGAUGCGGGAAAUCCCUGCCGGCGCCGGCAAAGAUGUGGAUGUUCAUUGGUACGCACACAAUUAUCAAGAGAAUUGCCUCUAAGUAUUUGUGUUAUGUAAGAUACAUAUAUCUAUGUACAAUAAUGGAGCUCUCUAUAUACCAGCUCUUCUAUGUUCGUUGGCAAUUUGUCGAGUCAGCCAUUUUUUUUCUUCUUCUUCCAGAGAGUAUCUGAUACUUUUAUUGCUAAAAACUGAAUGUUGGAUUACUACGGAUCAGUGUUGGAGCUAAAAGUGUAGCACACGAGGGGCUACAAUCGGUUCAAAUUUCGAUCUAAGGUUGUGACGUAUGUGUUUAUCUAUUGAGCGAAUAUUAAAAAGUGGUACUUCGGGGCUAUUUAGCCUCCUUUAAAUUUUGAUUUCGGUUGUGGAAUGCUGUAGCGGUUUGUUAUUUUCAUACUCUAUUCAUUCUAAAUUAUGAUUUUCGUCAUUGCUACGGAAAGUGCAACUAGUUUGAACCCGAACCCUGCUCUAAUCAACAAGAGGGGGUCAAGACUAAAGAGGAUGACACAUCUAUUGUCAGGACAUCGUCAGAUCGGUUAAGAGGGUAACCGUUGGUCCACGACAUUUGAGUGGUUUUUUUGUGGCACUUUACUUCUGAUGACUAUAACUUAGAAUGAAGAUGAAAGAAGGAUUCACAAAAAUCAACAACUCGACACCACUUGUCAAGUAUUUAACAUUUGUAUCUUUCCUCUAUAAAUUUUAGUCAAUGCACUCAAAAGCGCGAUUCUACCUAGAAGCGGAAAAUGGGUAAAAUCGUAAAACGUAGAAUCAAAGCGUAAAAGCGUAAGUUUUUUAUGCACCCUCUAAAAUAGCUAAAAUAUGUUAAGUACAACAUAUAGUAUGUAAAAUAUGAGUGUGUAGAUUUUAGAUAAGUGAAUAAAUACAUGAAAUUCAUAAUUAAAAUGUAAUAUCUAACGCAUAAACUAAUUUGUGUUGACUCAAAAGUAGAGAAACUCAUAACAUCUUAAGAAUAAGCUCAUAAAUGUAGAUCGUAACCCGUAAACGAGCUUGAGAAUCCAAAUUCUCAUAAGUUGGUUUGAGGUUACAUAAUUAUAUACAAUCAAUUACCCAUAAACUUUUAUCGUAACCCAGGUAAGAGCCACAUGUGAAGAUUAAGGGAGAAGACUGAUAGAAGGUCAGCGACUGUUGAGAAUACCAUUAUGUGUCUUUUUAAAUUUAACCUAAUCUGAAGCUCCUAUCUCGACACUAGUUGUAGAACGAGUGAUGAAUCAUGUUUUCCUUUUUUUAUUAUUUGCUGAUAUGUCUCCAAAAUUACAUCAUUUUGGGCCAAUUAACACAUUUUUUAGAUGAGCAAAAACAUAUAAAAACACUUCAAAAUCGCGAUUUUACCGAUUUUAAGCGAUUUUACCCAUGUUUUUACCAAUUUUUGUGACUAAGAGACUUUAGGUAGAAACUGAAACGUUUUGGUGGCCUGGAUACGUAAAAAUGUAAGUUUUUACGUUUUAAUGCGCGAUUUUGACUGCACUGAUUUUAGUCAUAUUCGUAGUUCUGGAGCUCUCACUACACCUCCACAAAAGUAGCGCUAAUUUAAUGUAGACUUUGUCUCUUGAGUUGUAAGAACAUCGAACACCUUUGUUUAAACUUCAUUCAAAGAGGUGUAAACUGUGUGUGUUUAAUCGUUGUUUAAAAAAUCAAGGUGCAAUCAAUUCCAUUUCAACACCGAACUUUUCUUGCCAAGAAACAAAUAUCCACAAUUUUAAGUUACUUGAAACAUAUAUCCCAUAAUUAGGGAUGGCAAUGGGUCGGGUCGGGGGCGGAUAGUGCAUUUCCGUUACCCUACCCAAAUUAGUUCGGGUUUUACCCAUACCCAUACCCACAUAAGAAACGGGUAGAAAAUCAAAACCAUACCCAUACCCGUUCGGGUUUCGGGUAUCCACCGUUAUCCAUGGAUAAUAGUUUCUCCUUAUAACUCCAACCAAUAUGUUAAUAUUUGCAUGUAUUCUCGCAUUACGUAAGACAAAAAUUAUGACAAAAAUUCACUAGAAUGCAGAAAAUUUAUUAAAACAACACAAUUUCA